GUUACUGAUUCGAGUAGAAACACGACGGCGUCAGAAGGAUAAUAUGUACUAGCAAAGGAAGUUUGUUCUAGAUUUUUGUAAUUAAGUAUUUGAAUAAUUAAAAACUCAUAAAUAUUUAUACAAAAUACUGCGUAUGUUGUAUUGUUUAUGUGUACAGUAAGAUUUGUUUUAAUUUUUGUAUAUUAAAAGUAAUAUAUGUGAAGAAGUAUUAAAAAUUCUUUAUUGUGAACUCAAAAAAAUUUGUAUGCUCAGUGAAAAAUGUCUCAAGACGAUGACGUAGGAUUUUUAUACAAAACAAUGAUUGAAAGAGAUCCAAAGAAGAGGAGAGUCAAGCCUAUAGGAACAGCACCUCUGCUUGAUUUUGAUUUAGGUGAGAGUUCUGAUGAUAGCGAUUUUAGAAUUGAAGAUCAUUGUGAGGAAUCUGAUGAUGAUUCAGAAGACUCUAACGACAUUGGGAAAGAGGAAGAAGAUGCAUCUGAAGAAUCUGAUGAUUCUUUGGAUGAUCCACUACUCAAUAGGAAAGAGAAUCCUAAUUUGACAGUAGGGGAUGUAAUUGAACAAGCUCGUCAGCAAGCAUUAAAAGGGGGUCCUUUAGAAGACAAAUUAAAUAAAAUGUUAAUUUGUUGUGGUUGCUUAGGAGACAGAAGUGAUGAUAUUAAUGAAAUUGUUGAGUGUGAUGGAUGUGGUGUUAGUGUACAUGAAGGAUGUUACGGUGUAUCUGAUGUAGAAAGUUUUUCAAGUACUGAUUCUUUAUGUCAAUCAGCACCAUGGUUUUGUGAAGCUUGCAGUGCAGGCAUUGAGGAUCCUCCUUGUGAACUUUGUCCAAACAAAGGUGGAAUUUUUAAAGAGACUGAUGUAGGCAAAUGGGUCCAUUUAGUAUGUGCACUUUAUGUACCCGGUGUUGCUUUUGGAGAAGUAUGGAAGGUUGAUCGUUUAUCAAGUGUAACUCUUUUUGAAAUGGCAUAUAGUAAAUGGGGAGCAAAGCAGUGCUCUCUAUGCGAAGAUGCACGUUAUGCUCGUACUGGGGUAUGCAUAGAAUGUGAUGCAGGAAUGUGUCAUACGUAUUUUCAUGUUACGUGUGCACAAAGAGAAGGUUUAUUAUCCGAAGCUCAUAGCGAAGAAGUUGAUCAGGCUGAUCCAUUCUAUGCACACUGUAAACUUCAUUCCGAUAAAACUCUUGUUCGUAGACGUAGACGUAAUUGGUUAGCUUUACAGCUACGAGCACAAUACCGUCAACAGUUGUUGAAACAACCUAAUCACUUAGAUACUGAAGAACAGCGUAGAAUUCAAAGAAAAUUAGCAAAACAUAGGCAUAAAUAUUUAGCUCAUAAAGCGUCUCGACCACCACCAUGGGUACCAACUCAAAAAAUGCCUCGGUUAUUAACUACAUCUGCUUCAGCUUGUCGGCAACUAGCAAGGAAAGCAGAAUUAAUGGGUGUAGAUACAGCUGCAUUAGAAGCUCAGGAGGCACAACUUGUAGCUUUAGUUGAUGUUAGAAAAAAAUGGCAUAUACCUCCUGCUUUCAGUGUUGAGUUUAUCGGUUAUUAUCUAGAUCGUAACCUACGAGUAACGUCCAUGAAAAGGAGGUUGCAAGAACUCCUUGACGUUAAUUCGCAAUUAUUGAAUGAACAACAAAGGUUAGAUAGAAAGUAUGAUGAAGUAAUGAAAGACAACGAGGAACAAAUUCGCGUGAAUGUAACAUUAAAAGAGAAGAUUGAAAUGUAUCAUCAGGUUCUUCAAAAUAGCGGAUAUGGAAAAGCUUUACCACAAAUAGCUGACUUAUCAAAGCCAAGGAUAACACCAACUCUAGGUACAGGUUUAGGUGUACCGACUGCGGCUGCCUUAAAGAUGGGUGUAGGAUUUCCUUUACCAGUUGGUAAAGGAGCAGAAGGGAUACGUGAAGGUAGAGUGUUAAGUAGUCAAGCGCAAGAUCAAAAUCAUAAAGGCGAAUUGACAUUAAGGCAUCAAUGUGGAAUAUGCAGAAGGUCCACAAACCAGCAUCUCCUUGCAAAAUGCGAUACGUGUCAUCUUCAUUACCAUUUAUCUUGUCUUAGUCCACCUUUGUCACGUAUGCCUAAAAAAACGAAACUUAUGGGAUGGCAAUGUUCUGAAUGCGAUAAAGAAUCUUCUGGAUCAGAGAUAGAGCGUGUUGACACGUCGGCUCCGCGUAAAUUGAGGCAUUGUAAAGAUGAUUCUAACUUAACAUCAACACCAACCCCAACACCACCACAAGAGAUGCAAGUGCCUACAACACCAACAACGCCAAGCACUUCGAAAAAUUCUUCCGGUAGCCUUAGUAGUGUAACAAAUGUCACAGCUCCUGAUACACCUACGACGCCAAAAGUGACUAUAAAGCCAGUCGGUCCGCAACCUCCAUCUUCAACUCCUAUUCAAUCUGCAGAACCUGUAUACAAUCAGCAACCCAUUAAUAAUGUAACAAUAGCAACGAGGGAAGGAUCACCUGAGUACAUGGUAGCUUCGGCAGAUGGUACAGAAUCGGUUUCACAAAGGAGUGCAAAGAAAAGAAGAAGGGAGAAACAUAAAAGGUAUACUCCUGAUCCAAUUACGGGGGUGAAACAAAGAAAACGAAAACAUAAAAGGAAAAGUCUUGAUGUCGAAAAUCCAGAAGGUCAGAGCCAACCAGAAGUCCAUAGAAGAAUAACAAUAAAGAUAAAGCCAAUUCCAAGACCAGAGGGUGAAAUAGCUUCUGAAUCAAGCCCACAAAUGUUCGUUGCAACAUCUACUAGUACUGAAAUUACGUCUCCACCACUUCCAAAAUUACCACCCCCGCCUGCUCCACCUGUAGUUUCAACUCCUACGCCAAUUACUGCAAAUGCAACUGCCAAUAAUACAAGUAACAGGGCGUCUACGGGAAAUGGAAAGAGAGGAAAAGAUACAGACCUUUUAACUCAUUGCAAUGUCUGUGAUAUGCCUGGCACCAGUCAGAAUCUCGUCAUGUGUGAUGAAUGUAAAAAAUGCUACCACUUCACCUGUCUCGAUCCACCAGUUAAAAAAUCGCCCAAACGAAGAGGCUACUCGUGGCAUUGCGCAGACUGCGAUCCUAGUUAAGAGCUGUGUCAUCUUUAUUUAUUGAAUAAUCGAGUACAACGUUCCGUUUACGAAAUAUCGAAAGGCAAUUAGUUAUUAAUACGAAACAAAUUUUAAUCUCACUUUUAUAAGAAAAUGGGAUCAAUUCAUCGUAAAUGAUGGAUAAUACAACUACACUGAAUAUAAUUUUGAAGCAAGCCAAAGUAACAAAUUAGCUUAAAACUUAUUUAUGGAUAAUUUUAACUUUGGUCUGAAAUUGUCACUAGGAAUACAUUAAAGCUAAAUCAAUUCAAUAAAAGUAAGAAUCUGUAAUAGUAAAAAUAUUUCUUUUAUUUCAGGCCUCUGAAACUGAGACUUAAUAUCAACAAUUUUAUGUCUGCAGCUAUAAUUCUACGUUUAAAUAAAUUAAGACAUUGAAUGUCAUUAUGUUUUUUGUAAAAUAUACAGAAUAUAGAUAUAAUUUCUCCUCCAAUUAAACAAAGUUUCUUGCAAAUACAUACUGUAAAUUUUAUUUUUACAUCUGAAUUAGAACUUCUGUUUUCUGUUAAUAAAGUUUUCACUAUUUAUUUUCAA
Messenger RNA from Nomia melanderi (Alkali bee), 3621 nucleotides. RefSeq names its product PHD finger protein 14. The record is from RefSeq and is a predicted model, not a curated record. Lineage: Eukaryota; Metazoa; Arthropoda; Insecta; Hymenoptera; Halictidae. Gene Ontology annotation, biological process: regulation of transcription by RNA polymerase II.